CAACAGUAACGCGAAGUACUCCCAAGGUAACAAAGUUCCAAGAUGUCAUAACCCUAAGGGAUGUUUUGCUGAGUGAUCUAUCCCUUACAGCUUCACUAUGGCGGAGCACUGAACCAGCACUGUUGAGAUAGCUGUUGGAUACUACCAGUCAUAUGGUCUUGGAAACAUCGGCUUUCCGUAAAUCAUUACUAUCCUAACCACUGCAGAGUUCUUGUCGUUGCCUCUUGGAAUUUCGAUGUCCUUCACCAACGCGCUUGAGUCUUGUGGCGGAGUGACUGAGCCACGGGGUUCCCAGAAAUCACGUCCGCCCAGGGGGUGAGCGCAAGAAAGGAUCCCAGAGCAGCGAAAGAAUCCACAAAGAAGCCUGCCUUCACGUUUCCUACGCGCGGGAAUAACAUAGCAUACAUUUGUCCAACAGGAUCACAUCGAACUCGUUACAGUUAUCAGACAAAAUGCGCCGCUCGUCGAGAAAGCUCGCGUCUUCUACUCCGACGGCUUCGCCUGCUCCCGCGAGAGCGACGGGGACCGUUACGCCAAAGACUUUGCCAAGAGCUGCUGCGGCUUCUACACCUGUAUCGACACGCUCUACGCGCCGAUCCACGCGUUUGAAGACUAUGGUUGCGCCUGAAGAAGAGGAAGAAGAGCAGGAGGAGGAAGCGAAUGAGGGAAUGUCGCCGAUCAAGCCAGGGGAUAUUCUGGUGCCUUUGAAGGAUGCGGAUGAACCGAUGCCAGCGAGGAGUGUGAAGAGGAAGAGGCAAAGGUUGAGUGAGAUUUUGGGAGAUGCGCCGUCGCCGGUGGUUGCAGAGGCGGAGACUGCGGAGGAAUCAGAGCAGGAGCCAGAGCAAGAAGAGGAGCAGGAAGAGGAAGCAGAAGAAGAACAUCAGGAGGAAGAAGUCAAGCAAUUCACACCAGCAUCUUCUGCUAAGAAGCGCAAGCCAUCUCGUCUCUCAGAAAUCCUUUCGAACCCCACAGACAUGCAUACACCCCUCCGCAAGGCAGCUCUAUCACCCAAAUCGGGUGCGGAGUCUGACGACUCAUUCGAGAGGAGCUUGGUAUAUGACGAAGAGAGGGGCGCGAGGGUCAGUUUGAGUGGUCUUGGGUUCAGUCCGAGUAAGAAGCGAAGCAUUAUCGCACCAGAAGGGAAGAAGGUUAAGGCUUUCUCGGCAUUUAGCCCGAGUAAGGCGAGUUCGAAGAAUCCGUUGGGGUCGCCGAUGAGGCCCACAAGACCGGUGCAGCCGAAUCUUAUGAAGACUGCCGCGUCGCUGGUGAAGGCACCAGCACCAGCACCAGCACCGGCACCAACACAUCCUGCACCGACGAAGAAGCGUCAACGCUCGGACUCGGCAUCACCCCGACCAACCUUUACAACAGGUACACUCUCAAUGCCUGUCGAUUCCCCCGCCCCCCUCAAACGUCGCAAAAUCGAAACAACUUCCCCGAUCCGCCGCGCCCUCCAACCCCCACCCGCUGCCCCCAAGGUAACCAAGCCAUCAUCCCCCAAACUCUCCGCCUUCGCCGCAAAACGCCAUCUCGAACUCGAUCAGAAAAGGGAGGAAGUCGCUGUCGCUGACCGUGCCCGCCGCGAAUUCAAAGCGAAGCCGGUUCCGAUGGCAGUCUACAACCCCGAGGGCGCGAGUGUUGGUCAGAAGAAAGCAGGGGGUACUACUACGACUGAGGUCAAGGAGUUCAGUUUCGCUACGGAUCGGAGGGCGAGUGUGAGGAAAUCUAUGGUGGGACAGGAAAAGCCCCUUCUCGCUAAACCCUCUCGUCCUGUCCCGGGCCAAGUCAUACCCCAAAAGAAACGCGCACCCUCCACGACCUCCGCGACCGAAAAAGAACCCUUCAUCCCCCACCCCUCCCACCAACCCCUCACAACCCCCCACUCCCCUCACUUCUCCCUCACCUCUCGCUCCCAAGCCCGCGAAUCAUACGACAUAUCCGCCGACCAAAAACGUAAAGAAUGGGAAGACAAAAAAUCUGCUGAAGCGGAGCGGUUGAGGUUGUUGAAGGAGGAGAGGGCGCUGGCGGGAAAAGCGGGGAUUGAGAAAGUUAUGCAGUGGGCGAAGAAGAGGGAGGUGGAGAGAAAUGUGCCGGAUUUGUCCAAGUAAGCACGCAGCUCGGAGAUGUAUGGGCCGAUGUAAGUGAGAGGAAUAAUAUUG
Molecule: messenger RNA, 2159 nt
Organism: Saitoella complicata NRRL Y-17804
Lineage: Eukaryota; Fungi; Ascomycota; Saitoellomycetes; Saitoellales; Saitoellaceae
Exons: 3
Coding region: 453-2108 (551 amino acids)
Source: RefSeq, a predicted model, not a curated record